CCGAGGAAGGUUCCACGGGCCGAGAGCGGUGCCAAGGCGAUGAUGCUGCUGCGGGAGGGAAGAACAGGCCACUCCCUGGUCCCGCUCGAACGACCUGUAACGCGACAGCCGCAGCACUGCGAACCGGCAUCUGGGGCAGCUUCCGAAGAAUAUCUCGGUAGCCUCGCUUCCGGCUUUAUUCGAUUGUGAGAGAAGGGUACCUUAGGCAACGAUGAUCGAUUGAGUUUUGCCCGGGCCAUUCGACGACGACCCAACGAUGAUCGCAUUCCUGCAACAGCGCUUCCCGAGCCCCUAGAACCCGCCAACCCCAGACUUCCCGUCGCACAUUGCAUCGCAUUGUACACGACUCACUGCAGGCCUCUCCUCCGAUUUCCCAUUCUAAUUCACCAUGGCCGCAUCCCGCCGUGGGCAGCCGCCCCUCUCGGUCCGGCUACCGCAGCCCACAUCCGCCGCUUUGCCUGACCUCCCGCCCAUCUCGGCUCUCUUCCUAAUCGACUUCGACGUCAAGGCCGGGUAUACCAUCACCUGGAAGCAGGCUGUGCAGGGCCUCGAGCUCGAGGGCACCGUCGAGUACAAGAGCUUGCCGUCAGGCCUUCACACCGUGUCUGACGACCUCAUAUACUUCGUCCACGAUGGAGGCCACGCCGGUCUCAGCGCCUUCGUCAACACCCCCACCGACGAGGAAGAGACGCGCCAUGCGCGCAUGAUCGCCGUCGGCGUGCUAGUUCCGCUCAGCUACGGCCGUCUCGGGAGGGCAUGGCGCCACGCCGAGGGUUUGAAGGACAUAGCAGCCAAGCUGGCCGCCGAUAGGCAACAGACAAAAUUGCUGGACGAGUACUGGGAGAACAACGGGGUGAGCGAGACGACAGCCCUACAGCCGUUGAAGGACACCCCGCUCGAGUCGCCUCUGCUCAGCAUCAAGGCGAACCGUCCUGGAUUGGGCAAGGGGCAUGCUAGGAAUCGCUCUGCCUCGGACGGCGCCGCCUUGAUACCACCAGGCCACCGCCUCUCUCCGUUUCACCCGGCCUGGAGCCUGACAUCGCUGCUGGACACCUUUGGGCCCCUGAUCUUUCCGAUACACCGCGCCGCGCUAUUGCGCAAGCGUAUUUUGAUUUCCUGCCAUGCCCCGGUGCACGAGGUCUGCAACUUUGUGUACGAUAUUUCCGUCUUGUCCAAUAUACCCCUCUCCGUAUGCGAUGUGGUAGACCCCGCCGCCCCUGUCCAGCGCCUCCGGCCGCUCUUUUGCAUCGGAGUACACGACAUAUCCUAUUUACUCGAGCACCAAGCGGCUCUAAAACGAGCCGGCCAGUCGAAUGACGACCGCGACACUCACAACAAUUCCGACGACGCCACCUCGGGCUGGGUAGCGUGCACUACCGACAGCAUCCUCGCUAUGAAGGAGGGGCUCUGGGACAUGCUCAUUACCAUGCCUCCUCCCUACUCAUCCAGCGCCAAACAGCGUGUUUGGCCCACCGUAGAAUGCCCCAAGGGCGUUCCCGUGAAGGCUACACAGCGCGACCUUCGGCGCUUCCGGUCCCUCACUCUCGGUCUCGCCCGGUUGGCCACCCAUCCCCCCCCACAACCACCACCCAACCCUCGCAGUCCCCCCUCGGAAGCAAGCGACUCCCCAGUGCCCACCACACCCGCCAUCAGGCUCUCCAAAGCCACCGGUUCCCGCCCCGGAACAGCCUCCGAGGACCGCCCUCCCUCACUACCUGCCCUAGACAGUGGCGACGACACCGACACGAUCGUUGAGCCCGCCACAUGGGCCGCUCUCGCCUACAACGGCUUCAUGUGGUGGGCUUCGGCCGGCGAGAAGCGCCACAGCGACGAGGUAGACGAGCAGAGCCACGAUGCCUCGCUCCUCGCCGACCUCGCGUCGCCCCUAUCCCCCGCCAUGGCCUCUUCCCCGUCAGCCCAGCCCCGUUCCCAGCAGCAGCCACAACAAAGGCGAACGAGCUUCGGCGCCACCGCCGCGGGGAGCGACAUGGCCGCGUCGCUGGCCUCGCUCACGGGCCGCUCGCGGGGCGCGGCGGCGGACGAAGAUGGCGGCGAUGAGAAUGACGACGACGACGGCGACCAGGAGGCGCAGGCGCGCGUCGAGCUGGCCGCGGUCGCCUACUUCCACCGCCUCACCACCUCGGUCCUGUCGGUCCUCGCCGACAUCGUCGACUCGUCCGACGAGGACGACCUGCUCGGGCUCAACCUCCGCGAGGACGCCGAGGCGUACACGGAUUAUGAUGGGGCGGCCGGGCCGCGCGGUGCGGAGGAGGAGGCGAGGUUGCUGGGGUCCGCGGCGGGGCCGGCGGGGGGUGCUGGUCCUGUUGGCGCGACUAGUACUGGUGGUGGCGGUGGGGAUAGGAUGGGCUGGGUGAGGGUGGAUAGCGAGGCGCUGGCUGAGAUGGGGCUGGAUGUGUGGAGCCAGGCGGAUGCGGAUUUCGUGGGGGAGGUGUCGGCGCGGUAUUUCGGGAGGAGGGCGUAUGUCGAGACGAAGGGCGUUGAGGUGUGCGGGGUGAGGGUCUGCUAGGGGCCGGCCUUUACCAAUGUGGGAUACUGGUGGUGACUGUGUAGUGAAUGUAUUGAUUGGCGUGUUUUGGAUUCAGUUGUUAUACCUCACGGGAUACUGAGGGCUGUAGUGGGCUUUUAGUUGCGUCAUGAGACGAGGAAUGAGAGCGGUUUAGCGGAUUCGCGGCUGGCCGAGCAAGCCUGCAGAGUUGUUUUGCAUGGUGGUUGUGCGCUUGGUUAUUCUUUGGGUUUAUAUCCUCAUGCUGGACUUGCUAGCCUGAAGUGCCUCUUAAUGCUGUGUUCAACUAUUAGUCGUC
Chaetomium fimeti is the source of this 2822-nucleotide messenger RNA. RefSeq lists its product as uncharacterized. The transcript is spliced from 2 exons. NCBI's taxonomy places the organism in Eukaryota, Fungi, Ascomycota, Sordariomycetes, Sordariales, Chaetomiaceae. Gene Ontology annotation, cellular component: lipid droplet. Bases 389 to 2527 code for a protein of 712 amino acids. The record is from RefSeq and is a predicted model, not a curated record.